AUGUCCUUCCGCCAUGCUCUCGAUAGUGCUUUCGAGAAAGGGAAAGCAAAGCUGAAUGAAUUCCAGGCCAACAACAACCGUCCACCAGUACCAGCCCGCCCGCAUUCCAACCAACCUCCUCCCGUUCCAACCUCCAGCAAACCCGGGUCCUCCGCACCAGCUGCUGCAUACUGGCAACCGAACCUCCACGCUAGCAGAGCUGUAACAGAAGACUUCCGUCACGAAUUGGGCGACCAUGGCUGGGGGAAUAACGAGUCCCAGAACUACACGAACAACCCCGCAAACAGCUUCUACACCCCGGACGGCAAGCUUGUUGUUCGUGCAAUCGCGGACUCAACUCAACAACAGCGCUAUACCAGCGCGCGCUUGACAUCGCACCAGACUCUCUCUCGCCCUCGAGGCUUUCUAUCCGUGUCAAUCCAGGCCCCAUGUGCGUCUGGAAUCUGGCCUGCGUUCUGGUUGCUACCCGCCGAUCCAUUUGUAUGGCCCACAGACGGUGAGGUCGAUAUAUUCGAGUCCUGGAAUGGGGACCUCGUAAACCAUAGCUGCCUGCACUGGGGCUUCUUCAAUGGCGAGGACUGGAACAAGCAUCGAGUCGUAGAGACGCAUGUCCCAUCUAUGCCACACAGCGUUCAUACAUUUGGAUUUGCUUGGAACCAGGACACUGGGAAGCUGCUGUGGUAUAUUGACGGUGCGCCGGUCAUGAAGGCGAAUAUACCACCGGGCACGCGGCCGAUGGCGGAUUUCCGCAUUAUCAUCAACGUUGCUAUGGGCGGGAAUGUGUGCGGCGGGAAGCUACCUGAUAAUGGUUGGUACGAUCUUGUCCUGAGUGAUCUGAAAAUGGUAGAUGACCCUGCUGGUGGUUGGGAUCGAUUUGAGCAUGAGUGGAAUCAGACAAAAGAAGGGAGGGCUGGAUGA
This is a messenger RNA of Mytilinidion resinicola, 918 nucleotides long. RefSeq names its product concanavalin A-like lectin/glucanase. NCBI's taxonomy places the organism in Eukaryota, Fungi, Ascomycota, Dothideomycetes, Mytilinidiales, Mytilinidiaceae. The record is from RefSeq and is a predicted model, not a curated record. Gene Ontology annotation, biological process: carbohydrate metabolic process. The transcript has a single exon. Bases 1 to 918 code for a protein of 305 amino acids. Gene Ontology annotation, molecular function: hydrolase activity, hydrolyzing O-glycosyl compounds.